Zingiber officinale is the source of this 1586-nucleotide messenger RNA. RefSeq names its product kinase-interacting family protein-like. NCBI's taxonomy places the organism in Eukaryota, Viridiplantae, Streptophyta, Magnoliopsida, Zingiberales, Zingiberaceae. The transcript has 5 exons. Gene Ontology annotation, molecular function: actin binding. The record is from RefSeq and is a predicted model, not a curated record. Bases 405 to 1418 code for a protein of 337 amino acids.
AUAAAUAGCCCAUCACUUCUGCUCUGCCAAUGCUCUGUUCCCGCUCCUGCUCAUUCAGCUGCCACUCCGUAAACAGUAAAGAAGAGCGUCUCCGGCGACCAGAAGCCUCAUCCUUCAAAGAGAUCAAGUAAAAAGAUAAAACCAGCUAAAAAUGUAAGAGCGGCCGUAGGAACAUGAGCAGCAUUGCUAGUUCUUGACGAUCGAAGAGAAUGUAGAAGCAUUAGUAAACUUAAAGCCAUACUUAAAGGUUACUGACAUAGCUCACAUGGCCUCGGUUGCUUGCCGCAUCGUCUAGCUCUUGCUCUCUCAAUGAGAAUAAGGUGAUGCAGACCUCGGGCAUCGCAACAAUGAGCAAAUCUUGAGCGCUCGCCGCGGAUCUUUCUACGGUCACGAAUCUCCGUAAGAUGGAGACGACGACGAAGACAACGCGCUGUCACGCCUCGUGCCCCGCUUGGCUUCGAGCGGCUCUUGCAGAUAUAGAGAACAGAGUGCAAUCGCUGGCGGUGAAGCUGCCGGACAACUCGGAGUCCGACUCGUUCGCGGAGCGGGCUGAGAACUACUACCAGAAGCGGCCUCAGCUGGUGGCUCUGCUCCACGACCUCCACCACCGCUACCUCUACCUCGCCGACCGCUACUCUCAGUCGCUCCGCCAUCGGCACCGGCGUCGCGCUUCUUCCGUCUCCUCCGACAUCGAUGUCGACGUCGACCCCGACCUCCCGGACUCUGCCUCCGAUGCCGAGAGCUCCCUCUCCUUUCAACCACUACCCAUUCAGCCGCUCCAUGACCCGCCCCCCGCACUCGGAAUCGCGAAUGUCGCUUCCGACCUCGACAUGAUCGUGGCGACGUUUGUGGUCGCGGCGGUGGAGCGGGACAUGCUGGAGGCGGAGGGGGCGGAAGCCGAGCGGCGUCUGGCGGAGUCGUCGCGAAAGAUCGAGCUGCAGGGGAGCUUGGUGGAGGUGCUGGAGGCGGAGCGGAUGGUGCUGCUGGGCGAGAACGCGCGGCUGGGGUUCCUUGCCGCGGCCGCCGAGGAGAAGGCUCGGGUGAUGGGAGCCGAGCUGGGGUACAUGCGGCGUCAGGCGGCGGAGCUGGCCAGGGUGUUGGUGAAGCUGCGGGAGGAUCACCGGGUGUGCCUCCUGGGGCGGAAGAUCGAGGGACUUCAGGCACAGAUUUACGGGCUGGAGCUUCGGAACCGGGAGUGCUUCGAGGCGAUGGCGCGUCGGGAGAAGGAGAAGAGGGAGGCGCAGGCGGAGGCGACCCUUCUCCGGGCGGAGAAUCGCCGGCUGAGGGAGGAGACGGAGGCGGCGCGAACUAGGCGUCGGUGGAGAUGGUGGGACAGGCUACGGAAGCUCGAGUGGGCCCAGUCGUCGUGUGCGAUGCACGUGAAGGAAGCAAAAGUGCCGGGAGGCUGCUUCUUGUAGCCUAACAUUGUCCGCUCUCCGGCUUAUAUGCAUUCUAAGUCCUAACUAUUUUGUUACUUUUAACUGGUUGAAAAGUUUAGUGACUAGAGAUGACUGUACAUAGUUUUCUAAUGAGAUGGUAGUGCACUCUUAUUAUAAAAAUAAAAUAAAAUAAAAUAAUAAUGAUAA